UCAUACACAUGUUAACCGUUACCAGUAGUAACUAAGAAUUCCUCUCAUCUCUAUCUCCCCAGAACUGGAGUCAGCAAAGAAACAAAAGUCAAAAUGGACGAUACAACGGAACUUCAACACAGAAUCCUGGCUCUCAAAGUGCAAGAAUGCAUUGCAAACAAAAAUAAAGAAAUGCUAGCUAGUCUGUUGGAGGACAUGUCAAAAAACAAGAGAAAAAUAAUAGUGGAUCACGAAAUUCAAGGAAAAUCAGCACUGUUUCUUGCUUGUGAGUUGGAGGAAGAUGAAAUAGUCAAAUACCUAGUUGAGAAAUGUGAUGCCAAUGUUGAGCAGAAAGGGUUGCUAGAUGACGCCAUGUAUAAUGUUCACGUGACACCGUUAUGGAUGGCGGCCGAACGUGGUUCUUUCGAUGUCGUCAAAUGCUUAAUUGAAAAUGGAGCAAGUUGUAAUAACAUGUCACAAGGAGGGCUUUCUCCCCUAAUGGCAGCCUGUCAAAGUGACAGUGCGGAUAUUGUAUAUUUCCUUUGUGAACAUGGUGCAGAUGUCAAUAACAUUUCGGAGGCAGGGGACACCUGUUUAAGGAAAGCUGCCGGUAACCCCGAACUUUGCAAAUUUUUUAUAUCCCAAGGAUCAGAUGUCAACCAAGGAGUAAAAGGACAGUAUCCUAUCCUUCAUCUAGGAAUAAAAAGCAAACAUCUGGACUCCGUAAAAGAACUGUUACGGGCGGGAGCAGAUCCAGAGUCAGUUGACUUUGAGGGAAACGACGCCUUACAAUUUGCAGCCAUGGUGGCUGCUGUGGAUAUUGUUCAUUAUUUGAUUGAAAUGUUAGAAUAUAACAAAGAUAGAAUUUCUAAAACGUACAGAUUACUGGGAGCAUGUGCUAUUGCUAAGGAAGACAUCGAUACUGGAGUUGAACUCUGGGAAAAGGUCAUAGCUUCUGGGGGCUCUGAUUUGACACGGGAAUCUCCAUUAAACGCUAUUUACAGAGGAGUUACCGAACCAAAAACCCUGUCUGAUUUGGAUGAGUUAAAAAAAUGCAACAAUGAUUUAAGUCUUGCUAGCUUAAUUGUAUUAGAAAAAAUACUUGGAAAGACUCACGGUGAAACAAUCCAUCAAAUAUUAAUGUACGGAACAGCUUUGUCCUAUGAUGAGAUCGGGGAGGAUUCAACAAGAAUUAUCUUGUACGCUUACGACUUGCUGAGAGAAAAACACUCUGGACUUCACAGAAUGACAGAAUAUGCAUUGUCUCAGGUUGUACGCUGUUUGUUUGAUAUAUAUCGAGAGAGCAUUAUUGACGAAGAUAUCGAUACAUCGUCUUUACAUCAAUUACACCUAGAAGUAUUGUCACGUAAUGUAGACUUUGUAGCCAAGAGCCAGACUGAAAUCGAGCAUAACAACGGCAAGGAAAAACAGUCCAUGUUUUCUACUUUACUGGAAAACACAUUGAAUGUAAUAUUUCUUUUCUCAGGAACGGAACUAAGCGAGGACGAGGAUGAAAAAUACGAAUCAUUGUUGUCCCGCUUAGUGCGCACAAAUCCACACGACUGGGAAAACCGAAACCUUCUUCAUUUAGCCCUUUCGAGAAAACUUGAUAGAAAAAUAAUAUUUCUGAUGUCACAAGGUUCGAGGAAUUGGUAUGUGUAUUUAACUGAAGUUUUGUUACUCCACGGCGUCGAUGUUAACGACCGUGACAAUGAAGGAAACACCCCUUUCCACGUUAGUGCUGACCUAUAUACGAAAAAUUGUUUUGAGCGUGAGAUCAAACUUUUUCUUGACGCAGGUGGUCACGUGGACGCGGUGAACAACGCUGGUAAAACAGUUUUGGACUGUCUGAGAGAAAGCGGUAAAACUGUGUGUGAAGUUCGCCAUACUUCUUUAAAAUGCUUAGCUUCCCGGGCAGUAGUUCGUUAUCGAAUUUCUCUUCCUCGUAACAUUCCAAAACAUGCAAUGGAUUUGCUGAAUAUUCACGGACUGAAAGCAUAGUGACUGUGAAAUAAGCACUGAAGAAUGACAGAAAGAAAUAAAGAUGGUCGGAGCAUCCCCCUUGAAGUGGAUAAACUGUUACCUUCGGCACAUGUCCAUCUUUAAUACUACAAAUUUUCUCGUUUUUCUUUCAAUAGUUCAUUGAUUAUGGUACGAGUCUGAAGAGUAGUCAGAAAUUAUAUCAAUGUAUCGUCGAUUUAAAAUUUCCUCUUUUGUUUUUGUACGGCUUCACAUUUACUUAAAGUAUAUGUUCCUCUCUUUAAAAAUUUUCUUUCAUCUUGGUAAACGUUUUAGUUUAAUGUCAAAAUUGUUCAAAUUUUAAUCACUGCAUUUUAGCGUGGUCAUUUUCAAAAGAGUUAAGUGAAAACAACAGGAUUCCUUUAUCUUCAUUUUCAGUUUGUCAAACAAUUUAAGCUGAUUGAUAUAUCAAUCAAUACUUUUUUUUUUAUAACUGAGUGUAUCGGUAUAAAAUGUUUCAUCAAUGACAGCUCUACCAAUAUGUUAGUCUGUUUGUUUUUCACAAUUUGGUUCAAUAUGAUUAAUAAAAUUUGCUCAUUAA
This is a messenger RNA of Saccostrea echinata, 2539 nucleotides long. Its product is annotated as protein fem-1 homolog C-like. The transcript is spliced from 2 exons. Gene Ontology annotation, molecular function: protein binding. NCBI's taxonomy places the organism in Eukaryota, Metazoa, Mollusca, Bivalvia, Ostreida, Ostreidae. Bases 94 to 1980 code for a protein of 628 amino acids. The record is from RefSeq and is a predicted model, not a curated record.